Culex pipiens pallens (northern house mosquito) is the source of this 1847-nucleotide messenger RNA. RefSeq lists its product as uncharacterized. Lineage: Eukaryota; Metazoa; Arthropoda; Insecta; Diptera; Culicidae. The record is from RefSeq and is a predicted model, not a curated record. The coding region runs from base 174 to 1847 and encodes 557 amino acids. The transcript has 2 exons.
ACGUGUGCGUAAUUAUUCCUAGUUUCCGGGAGAGUUUCGGGGAUUGAUUGUUGAUUUAAAUAAGAGGAUUUUAAAGGCGCGCGCGCGUUUGCCCUUUGGCCGUUUUUUCCCCCUCGGAUCGAUUAGCAUAUUUCGUGAUUUUGGGCACGUUCGUACGAGGCUUGGGUGGUGGGAUGGUUAUGGUGAACAUGGAACCCGGGGCGAAUCUCGCCGAAUGGAUGGAAUUAUUGAAUGAGAUGCUCCAAUUCCUGGAUGGUGCGGCGACCGCAACAACUGCAGAAAUGUGCUCCUGCUCGAAGAAAGCAAUAGAUGGAAACGAGCAUUGUGCUGAUGGAGACUUGAGUUGCGAGGAAAAAUGUGACUGGAUCCCGUCUCCGGGGACGGCACAGAAUGGUCCAAAAGAGAGUGCCGAGUACAUGAAUAUUGUCAAUAAAAUAGAUGAAUCUCGCUACACGUUGGUACACAAAUGCCGGGCCCUUUUGCGGAAGCUGGAGGAGUCGUCGUCGUCGUCGUCGACGGCGACGCCCCAAACCGUAUUAGACGAAGAGGAAAACUCAUAUCUGGAGAUGGGCGGUGUGGGACAUAAAAAUGAUAUUAAUUUAACCCAACAACCGCCAGAUAAGAUUGACUCGGGUGAAAAUGCCGAAAGCUGCUGCUGUGCUGUUGGUGGUGACAAAGAAAUAACUCCAUCGUGCGAGCCCGAAAGGAACGAGGCCGAGCUGAACUUGGAGGAAAAUUGCUACGACUUUACAACCGAUCGAUGCCUGUACGACGAGUGCCUCGACACAAAAUUGAAUAACACUGUUAACGUUAUCGUCCCAGCGGAGGACUCAACCAGCAGCACCAAGUGCCCUUUCAGUGGCCUCCCGGCAGCGCAUCUUCGCAUCAAACAAUCUCCCAAAAGUGGUACCCUCUUUCGCCAGGAAAAGCGCAUUUUCUUCGAUCAAACCAAAAAGUACUACGUUGGUCUGUUGGACCGCUGGCUUCUUCUGUACAACAACAGCAACGAGCUCAAACCAGCUCAGUGUGUUCAGGUGAAGGACAUCAAACUCGAUCUCAGCCUCAACGACCAAAUCAACGAAAAAAGUCAAUUUCACAUCAUCACCCAGGAAGACUCGAAAAUUUGCUUCACUUCACCCAGCUUUAAGGAGCUCAACGAGUGGGUUGUGGCCAUUCAGCAGAAUUUGCUGGCAAAACCCGAGAACAGUCCCCGCAAGCUACCACUUCCCCCAACGCCCACGCCCUACACCUCCGACGAGACCGACACAGCUGCAGCCUCCUCGGUCGCACGGAUCGACAGCGAAGAAAGCAUUUAUGAGGAGCCUCAGCUUUUGAGUAAACAACGGCCACUGCCCCCUUCCACCCUCGAGCUACACAACAAUUACGAUACACCGAAGCUAACCGCCGAAAAUCUCCUGACUCAGCAGCACCUGAAAGCCACCCCCACUAAGAUAAUUAACGAUGCUCUGAUUUCCCCCAAGACAACGACGUGGUGUGAACCAAUUAGCCUACCUGCCGUACGGCCAACUGUUGCUCACACUCCAAGCACGCCGGUUAAAAGUUGGAUCUUUAAUCGCUUCAAUAAAUCACCCAGCAGCGGUGAUUCAGAACAUCAACCCAAAGCCAACAACAACACAACAAGGAAACCACCAAAGAAGCAACUUGCCUUCCCGGCCUGCGAACCGGCGACGACUCCGACUUCCAGUGUCACCGUGGUGUCAUCCGCCAGUGCCAACAAAGGGUCAAAGAUAAAUAUGAUAAUUAGCCAGCUGGAAGCGAACGGGCAGCUAAGUUUGCUCUCGAAAAGCCUCAACGAUAAGCGGAACACGUGGUGCAUGGAAGAGUAA